ACUGUGGAGGAUCACAAGCACACAACCUCUUAGCUCCACUAUCAGAUAGCGAUGACGUAACAUCACACUCUACCGAGGAUGAAGACUGGGACGACACUCGAGAACCUCUGAGCAGCGAUACAGACAACAAACACUCUGACUGCUCUAAAAGGAAGACGCCUAAAAAACAUUUGACCUGCUCAGUUUGUUGUAAAAGCUUUUUUCAAAAAAGCAAUUUGACACAGCACAUGAAAACACACACAGAGGAAAGACCAUUUGGUUGUUCAAUGUGUGGUAAAACAUUCAAUGACGAGCGAAGUUCGGUGAAACACAUGAGAACGCACACAGGCGGAAAACCGGUCACUUGCUCAGUUUGCGGCAAUGAGUUUUCACAGGUAUCAUCCUUAAAUAUACACAUGAGAACGCACACAGGAGAAAAACCUUUUAGUUGCUCAUUUUGCAAUAAGAAAUUCUCACAGAAGAUAACAAUGCUAACACACGUGAGAAUACACACCGGAGAAAAACCUUUUAGUUGCCCGGGUUGUGAGAAAAGCUUCUCUAAAAAAGUAAAUAUGGUAAUACAUAUGAGAACACACACUGGAGAAAAACCUUUUAGUUGCCCAGAGUGUGAUAAAAGAUUCGCUAUUAAGGCACACAUGCAGUCACACAUGAGAAAACACUCAGUCGAACGACCCUUUCGUUCUUCAGCGCGUGGGGAAACAUUGAACGACAAGCAGAGUUCGGUAAAACGCACAAGAACCAAAACAGGAGAAAAACCUUUCAGUUGCUCUGUUUGUGGCAAUGCCUUUUCUCAGGUAUCGUCUUUAAAUAUGCAUAUGAGAACGCACACGGGAGAAAAACCUUUUAGUUGCUCAUUUUGCAAUAAAAAAUUCUCUCAGAAGAUAACAAUGCUGACACACAUGAGAAUACACACUGGAGAAAAACCAUUUAGUUGCCCAGAUUGUGAGAAAAGCUUCUCUAAAAAAGUAAAUAUGGUAAUACAUAUGAGAACACACAGUGGAGAAAAACCUUUUAGUUGCUCUUGUUGCGAUAAAAAAUUCUCUUGUAAAUCAGCAAUGCUGAGGCACACGAGGACACACACUGGAGAAAAACCUUUUAGUUGCCCCGACUGUGAUAAAAAAUUCACUCAAAAGGCACACAUGAUGUCACACGUGAGAACACACUCGGGGGAAAAACAUUAGUUUUAACUCAUUAACUUUUUUUUAACUACUUAACUCGUUAAUGACUGCGGUCAUUUUUUUGAUGCACGAUUAAAGUGCGUGCCUCCUGUUUGACCCUCGGCCCACACCGUAGUUUGAUUGAUGCACAGUAACUCUGUAGCCACAAGCUGGAACAAAUAUUGAGCAGUAGUGUUAUUUUAUUCGGCCAUUUUUAACUAUUUAUUCCUCUUCUUCCUAUUUCUUCUUAUUAUGUCUAUUUUUUCCGUCCGCUAACUACUCCUCAACCCAAAUUUUCAGCUCACUCAGGAUGAGUUUGUUACCUACUCAGACUUUUCACAAUAUUCCCACAUUUAGUGUAAUUUCAUAUUUUCUGUCAAAAUGUUCCCAUUGAAAAUAAAUGGACAUAGUGUCAUAAUGAAGAAAUGACAGAAAGUUAACAUUAAUGAAAAAGCUAAUUAUAUAACAUUGAACAAGUAAUAUUAACCACUAUUUAACCAUAGGAUUUUCUUCAAACUCCCCCGUUGAAAGAGUGCAUGGAUCCACACCCAGACACUGUUGGUUCAAUUCCUGAUUUGAGCUCAAACUACCAAUUUGCUCUUCCUUUCAUUGAAUGUUUUAGCAUAUUUCCACAGCAUUUCAGUCCAGCUUCAGCCUGUGUUCAUUCUAAAUUUAGAUUUUUGUACUUUUUUUUAAAGCCUUUCAGUUUGGCUUCUGCUUUUGAGCAUAGUUCAGGUCAAUGACAUUCUAUUUUAAUGAUGGCUGAUGCAUUGAAUAGCCAAUAAUGAAGUUGUGAAAACACUGAUGUGCUGGUUGAUGGGUGGGCUUGUGAUAGGAAAAUGUUUUUACACCGAGUCUUGCAUUUCAAAAUAGUUUGUAAUACCAUUAAAAUGUACUAGCGUCCAAAGAGUGAAUUGUUUGAGUACCUUCAAAAAAAAAAAUUUUUCAAGACUAAAUUCACAAUAUGAGGAAA
This is a messenger RNA of Doryrhamphus excisus (bluestripe pipefish), 2130 nucleotides long. RefSeq lists its product as uncharacterized. Gene Ontology annotation, biological process: regulation of gene expression. Gene Ontology annotation, cellular component: nucleus. The record is from RefSeq and is a predicted model, not a curated record. NCBI's taxonomy places the organism in Eukaryota, Metazoa, Chordata, Actinopteri, Syngnathiformes, Syngnathidae.